This is a messenger RNA of Rattus norvegicus (Norway rat), 995 nucleotides long. It is a transcript of the gene Lrrc75b, whose product is annotated as leucine rich repeat containing 75B. Bases 42 to 962 code for a protein of 306 amino acids. The transcript has 4 exons. Lineage: Eukaryota; Metazoa; Chordata; Mammalia; Rodentia; Muridae. The record is from RefSeq and is marked validated.
CCGCCUCCCUUCCACCCUCCCGGCGCCCGCCCGCGGCGGCCAUGGGGGCGCGGCUGGGGCGGCGGGCAAGAGCAGAUGCCCCUGCGGCGCCGAGUGCUGGGCCCGCGCCCUACGAGCGCCGGGUGCGCUGGCUGCGAGAGAUCCAGUCCACACUCCGCGAGCGGCGGCCGGAGCGCGCUCGGCAGCUGCUGCGCCUCCUGCGCCAGGACCUGGGCCUUGAAGGGAACCUCCUCACUGACAUCCUCUACAGGAAUGUAACUUUCCUUAACCUGGUGGACCCCAUCUCCCACGACCUGCUGGUGAACCUGGCCCGGGACCUGCAGUGCCCCAAGAAGGACCAUGAGCUCUGGAAGUCCUCGGAUAAGAUCUGUCGGCAACUCAUCUACCACCUCACUCCUCACUCCAAGAGAAAACCCCACAGGAAAACCCAGAGCAGCCUCAAGAGCAGCCUGCAGAAGACUCUGCUGGUAGGGGAGACUGUGGACCUUUCUGGUAUCCCGCUCUCGGCCCGGGAUGUGCAGCACAUAUCUCGCUAUUUGGACAGUCGUGGUGUAGAGCUGGUGGUCCUAGACCUGAGCUUCACCGAGCUGAGCGAUGACCUCCUGCAUCUGCUGCUGCCCAGCCUCUGGGCUCUGCCCCGCCUCACCCAGCUGCUGCUUAAUGGCAACCGACUGACAAGAGCUGCUGCCCGUGAACUCACCGAGGCUAUCAAGGACGCCACCAAGUUCCCCGUGCUGGCCUGGGUGGACCUGGGUAACAAUGUGGAUGUGUCUUCCCUUCCCCAGCCCUUGCUGGUUGGCCUACGAAGGCGACUGAGCCAGCACACCUCGCUCCCGACCAUCUAUGAGGGCCUGGACCUCGAGCCUGGGGGUGGCAUGGCCGAGACGACUGCUGCUGUCUCCACCUGGGGCUCUGCAGCCACUGAGGCAGGACCAGAGCCUCAGGGUUGCUGUGCCAGGUGACUGGCUACUGGUCUGGUUCAGUGCUAAUGACUG